Molecule: messenger RNA, 1329 nt
Organism: Drosophila ficusphila
Lineage: Eukaryota; Metazoa; Arthropoda; Insecta; Diptera; Drosophilidae
Product: cell cycle negative regulator roughex
Exons: 2
Coding region: 115-1071 (318 amino acids)
Source: RefSeq, a predicted model, not a curated record
UUGGCAACACUGCACUGCAUUGCCAAAACAAAAAUUUGAGCAUUAUUUUUUUCUAAAUUUAUAUAUUUCUGUUCAAGUGAAAACGCAUGAUUGGCAGAUAAAAAAGGCUAUGAAAUGAGUGUAUUAAAACAGCAGGAAAGGACGCCAAUAGAGGUGAUCCAUGAGUUUGUAACCGGCGUGGAUGAUGGCACCAUACGCCGUGAUCUAGCUGACGAUUGUGUCCUGAGUUUUUAUAGACGUACUGUAAGGGGUCCUGCCGCAGUAACUGGAUUUUUGAGAACCCGGGUGACAAAUCACUAUAAGCACGAGAAUUUUGAGGAGGCAGCGCCUCCCAGUUUGGGCCAAGAGAUAAUACUGCGCGAACGUUUCGCCACAGUCUUUGAACGGAGUCGUCGUCGCCUUUAUAAACAGAAUGAGGAAGAGAAAUCGACUGCUUUGCAUCUUCAUCCUGACAGCGACGAUGAGGAGGUGCCUGCAACACAUACCGUCCUUUUGACAACGCCCCCUCGGCCUUCCAGCUAUGCACUGGACACAAUAAAAUAUGUGGAGGCCAUUGGUAUGUUAAACAGACGUGAACGCUUCGUUUAUGGAGGCGUGGAUUUGGGCGAGUCCAGCACGGUUCACCUAACGUUGGGCUAUCGACGACACCGAUUGUCUGGUAGUGGAGUGCAGUACAUUGAGAUUUGCCUGGCUGUCUACGAUCGAGGUUCCAUAAGUCGUAACCAACACACUCAAGCGACUACAAGUAUUCCAUUCCCACGACGUGACAGUGCACGCUGCAAUACAACUACGGAUGACGAGGCCGAGGAGGCUGGUCCACUGCCGACGAGACGUGGCGUCUGUCGAACAUUAUUCACAGAAGAGAACGAUACGGAAGAGGAGCAAGAGCAAUUCCCGCAAGUAGGAGCUGGGGAGACACCUCAAGAUGAGGCUAACUCCCCUGUAGGACCCCUCCCAUCAGUUGUGAUUCCCAUUUGUAGUAGGUAUCCGCUAAGAAAACGUCACCAAACUACCAACGACAAUGAAACGACAUCCAAAAGAACUCCUGGUCAGAGCCGCCUGCGUUUUUAGACAAAGUCUAGAGGACUUUAAGUUUCUGUAGCACAAUUAUUUUUACUCAUAGGAGGGUUCCCAUAGAUACUUGAACACAUGUUAAAAAGACCUUUUACAGCCCGACAUGUGUUCUGUUAAUUCAGAGUAUGUAUCGCAUUACAUAAACCUGUAUAUCUGAGUUGAUUAAAAUUCGAUGUUAGUUAACUACGCCGUAUAUUUGUCGGGCUUCACAGUUGAAUACUUCAAUAAAAUGUCGCCGACGUUCCAAAUUGUAAA